This is a messenger RNA of Microthlaspi erraticum, 978 nucleotides long. The record is from the annotation of a GenBank genome assembly. NCBI's taxonomy places the organism in Eukaryota, Viridiplantae, Streptophyta, Magnoliopsida, Brassicales, Brassicaceae.
AUGAAGAAGAUAUCAGACCUUCCGGGAGAUUUGUUAUUAGAAGCGGUACUCUGUCGUGUACUAGCCACACAUCUACAACGGUUACGAUCUACUUGCAAACGAUGGAACCAUUUAUUCACAAAAAAACACUACGAUAAAGCCGCAAGGCAGUUUCUACUUCUUAACUUGAUGGAGCAUAGGGUUUUUUCGAUGAGCGUCAAUCUCGAAGAAAAUCCAUCUUUAGAAGUAGAAGGUAAGCUUAGAAUAAAAGAUUCCCAUUCGAAUUCAGCUCAAAUCGAAAUAAUGGAAGUCUCUUCCUGCGACGGCUUGUUACUAUGCACCAUCAAAAACGACGUCAGUAGAAUCGUUGUUUGUAAUCCUUGUACUGGUCAAACCAAGUGGAUCCAACCCAGAGAUCGUUGCAAGGAAGGGGAAUUGUUCAGCACCUAUAGUCUUGGAUCCUACCAAAACAAUAAAUCCCUCAAUACUUGCUACAAAGUAUUGAGAAACAUUUGUUGUUAUUCAGUCGCAGAAUUCGAAAUAUGUGAUAUUAACUCUAGUUCAUGGAGGACGAUUGACGCUCCUGGCUGCCGCUUAUCUGACUUCAAAAGUGUGUCUUUCAAGGGGAAGGCUUACUGGUUUGGUACAGACAGAAACAAGGAACACGUGUUCUUGGUCAGUUUUGAUUAUACAAGAGAAAGAUUUGAACGUCUGUCUCUUGAUCCGUGUCAGUUUCCUAAUGGUUAUAUCCCAGAAAAUAUGGCUCUGUCCGCUGUUAGGGAAGAGAAACUUUCCAUGUUACUAAAACGCCCACAGGCAUUGGAGUACGAGAUUUGGGUAACAAAUAAGAUUGAUGAUGAUGAGACCAAAGUGAUGUCGUGGAUCAAGAUCUUUACAGUGGAUUACCCUGAGCGUAGCACGAUUUCGAGUUUUUCUUUGGUCGACGAGGAGAAGAAAACCGUCCUCAUGUGUUGUGUGAAAUGCAACCAGCCCGGGUAA